AUGCCACACAGCUAUCGAUCAGUGGCCCCGGACUCGCGGGAGUCGAACGCCUCCGCCGCCUCGCUCGCGGACGAGUGGCACGAGCCGUCGAGCGCCGUCGACCUGAGCUCGCUCUUGGCUGCCGACCCACUUACGCCCGAGCCGGGGCUGGACGGCCGGAGAAGCCUCUCGCCGGCGACGGACGCGCUGCUGGAGACGCCGCGAACGCCGGACCUCUCGCGACGCCGCUCGAUGGCGGUCGCGGAGCGCGGCCGCGCCAACUCGGCGCCGCUGCCGUCGCCGCGUGCGCGAAGGCGGGCGUCCGAUGGCGGGCAGGCGACGGCGAAGCGGUGGCCGGCGGCGAUGCGGCGGCUGCGGCAGGUGGUCGAGGAGCGGAAGCCGGGCGCGAGCGUCGAGCGGGCGCGGCGGCUCGCGCGCACCGCCGCCUCCGAGCUUCAGCGGCCGCGGCAGGCCGUCGGGAAGGCUCGCACCGCCGCCGCUCGCACCGCCGCCGUCAAGCACGCGCGGCAGGAGCGCUCGAUCUCCAACGGCCAGUACUACGUCCUGCUGAUCGCGUCGCUGCUGCUGCUCGCGACCGCCUCGUUCCGCGUCGCCUACCUGGCGCUGGAGGCGAUCACACACGGGCUGCGCUGGAGCCGGCUGCUCUGGUCGUCGCAGCACGAGGAGUUCCGCGUCUGGACGGGGAUGGUGUGCUCCGACCCGUGGCAGGCGGAGACGGUGCUUUGCCAGGCGGCGGGCGGGUCGUGGCUCGCGCGGGAGCUGAUCCGGGCUAAGCUGGCCACCGCCGAG
This is a messenger RNA of Emiliania huxleyi CCMP1516, 789 nucleotides long. RefSeq lists its product as hypothetical. NCBI's taxonomy places the organism in Eukaryota, Haptophyta, Isochrysidales, Noelaerhabdaceae. The transcript is spliced from 2 exons. The record is from RefSeq and is a predicted model, not a curated record. The annotation marks the transcript as partial.